UGUCCAGAGUCCUAAACCGCUCGCCUUCUUCUUCCUCAUCAUCUCCUCACGUCUCUUGUUUCGUUAGGGUUUUAUUGGGUUUCAUGGCAGCAGAAGGCGUCGUGGGUUCAGGUGAUUUUCCGGUGAAGAGGGCCAGGGAGGAGGAAGAGAACGGCGGCUCUGCAGCGGCGGCGGCUAUGGAGACCGAGACUGGGAAGGAGCCGGACUGCAUCUCUGGUGUUAUGCCCGGGUGGUUCUCUGAGAUUAGCCCAAUGUGGCCUGGAGAAGCACACUCAUUGAAAAUAGAGAAAAUUUUGUUUCAAGGGAAAUCGGAUUAUCAGAAUGUGAUGGUCUUCCAGUCAUCGACCUAUGGAAAGGUUCUCGUCUUGGAUGGGGUGAUUCAGCUGACAGAAAGGGAUGAAUGUGCCUAUCAAGAAAUGAUUACCCAUCUACCUCUCUGCUCAAUUCCAAAUCCAAAGAAGGUUUUGGUUAUUGGUGGAGGAGAUGGUGGUGUACUGCGGGAAGUGGCUCGUCAUUCUUCUGUUGAGCAAAUAGAUAUAUGUGAGAUUGACAAGAUGGUUGUUGAUGUUUCAAAACAAUUUUUCCCACGUGUAGCUGUUGGAUAUGAGGAUCCCAGGGUGACUCUUAAUAUCGGUGAUGGAGUCGCAUUUUUAAAGGCUGUUCCAGCAGGAACUUAUGAUGCAGUGAUUGUGGACUCAUCUGAUCCCAUAGGUCCCGCACAAGAGCUUUUUGAGAAGCCCUUCUUCCAGUCGGUAGCAAACGCUCUCCGACCAGGAGGAGUUGUGUGCACCCAGGCAGAGAGUAUAUGGCUUCACAUGCACAUUAUUGAGGAUAUUGUGUCAAACUGCCAUCAGAUAUUCAAAGGCUCUGUCAACUACGCAUGGACAACAGUCCCUACAUAUCCAAGUGGAGUGAUUGGUUUCAUGCUUUGUUCGACCGAGGGACCUGCUGUUGAUUUCAAGCACCCUGUAAAUCCGUUACCUGAAAAUGACGGUUCUAAAGACCCCUUGAAAUUUUACAACGCUGAGAUUCACACUGCUGCUUUCUGCUUACCAUCUUUUGCAAAGAAGGUGAUUGAAUCAAAAGCAACAUGAGGAAAAUUCUCUCCGGGCAUCAAACAAGCAGAUAUGCUCAUGCUGAAUACCUGCCUUCUUCUCGUAGUUGAAAUGGUUUAUCUAGCAAUGAACCAUUAAAUAAUCUGAUAUUCAAAUUACUGUUGUCCCAAUUGGGGUCUCUAGAGCUGUAGUUGGAUCAGAAAUAUUUUAUCAUGUCAUCUUUCCUUAUUAUUAGUGGUCAUGAGAUUUAUAUGUGCAAACAAGUUUUUGCCUCCAUUCAAUUUUCAUUAAAUCUAUUUGCCUAUAUGGUU
Argentina anserina (silverweed cinquefoil) is the source of this 1366-nucleotide messenger RNA. Its product is annotated as spermidine synthase 1. Gene Ontology annotation, biological process: polyamine metabolic process. NCBI's taxonomy places the organism in Eukaryota, Viridiplantae, Streptophyta, Magnoliopsida, Rosales, Rosaceae. The transcript has 9 exons. The coding region runs from base 84 to 1094 and encodes 336 amino acids. Gene Ontology annotation, molecular function: catalytic activity. The record is from RefSeq and is a predicted model, not a curated record.